AUGGCGGACAUUAAACCUCCUUUCACAAAAGAGACGGCCCACAAAAAGGUCAAGGCAGCUCAGAAUAUGUGGAACACCCAGGAUCCCCCGCGCGUUGCCCUGGCAUACACCCCAGAUUGCAUCUGGCGGAAUCGAACAUCAUUCUUGUCAGGAACUGAGGGUAUUGUCGAGUUUCUGACAGCCAAGUGGAAGCGAGAGCACAACUAUCGGUUGCGUAAGGAGCUUUUCGCCUUUACCGAUGAUCGAAUUGCUGUUCAAUUCUGGUAUGAGUAUCAGGAUGCGGAUGAUGGAAUGCGCUGGAAGAGAUGUUAUGGGUUGGAAGAUUGGACUUUUGAUUGGGAGACUGGAAAGAUGCGUAAGCGUAUGAUGAGUGGGAAUGAUAUGCUUCUCGGGCCCGAUGGGAAUGGUGAAGGACGAUGGUUCGUGGAAGGGGUUGAUGUGAACGAAGUGCCGAUUAGCGAACAGCACUGGUGA
This is a messenger RNA of Penicillium pulvis, 474 nucleotides long. Its product is annotated as nuclear transport factor 2 family protein. The record is from RefSeq and is a predicted model, not a curated record. The transcript is spliced from 2 exons. Bases 1 to 474 code for a protein of 157 amino acids. NCBI's taxonomy places the organism in Eukaryota, Fungi, Ascomycota, Eurotiomycetes, Eurotiales, Aspergillaceae.